This is a messenger RNA of Drosophila erecta, 919 nucleotides long. RefSeq names its product larval cuticle protein A2B (gene Cpr64Ac). Lineage: Eukaryota; Metazoa; Arthropoda; Insecta; Diptera; Drosophilidae. The transcript has 2 exons. The record is from RefSeq and is a predicted model, not a curated record. Gene Ontology annotation, cellular component: extracellular matrix. The coding region runs from base 72 to 638 and encodes 188 amino acids.
CACAUUUGAGCUGAGUUCUCGCAGUGCAGACACAUCCAAACCAGAGCUCCCUCAUUCACACAUCCUUCGCCAUGAUUGCCCAGACUCUGUUCGUUUUGGCACUGAUCCUGUCCGCUGUGGUGGCCAUUCCCAUUGAUCCCUAUGGACUGUCGGCUCCUGGACUCACCUAUGCGGCUCCUAAGCUGCUAGCUGCACCAGCCAUUUCCUAUGCCGCUCCCAAGCUCCUGGCUGCUCCUGCCAUCUCGUAUGCCGCUCCUGCCAUCUCUUAUGCUCCUAAGGUCCUGGCCGCCCCCGUUGCCGUGGCCAAAGUGGCUGUUGCCGAGCCCUACGAUCCCAAUCCGCAGUACAGCUUCUCGUACGGAGUAACCGAUCAUCACACCGGCGACUCCAAGCAGCAGGAGGAGACCCUGGUCAACGGAGUCGUUCACGGCAGCUACUCCCUGGCCGAACCCGAUGGCACCAUUCGCAAGGUCACCUACACCGCCGACAAGAUCAACGGAUUCAAUGCCGUCGUGGAGAAGAAGGGCGUGGCCGCGGUGGCCAUUGCCAAGCCAGCUCUGGCCGUCGCCGCCGUUCCCGCCAUCACCAAGAUUGGAUACGCCUCGGCGCCUGGUCUGAGUCUGGGUGGAUACCAUUAGGCGAUGAGCCAGCGGACCGAGCGAUGACAAACUCCAUGGCCUAGUUGUAGGACCGUUGUUAAAUAGUUCUAAUGCAUUUACCCACUUUUCUGUCAGUCAAAACCCGAAACACAAGGACGUGCGUGCUGUUGCCACCCCGCUGUUGACCCACAUUCCCAAUUUCCGAUCGAAGGAUCGCCAACAUAGACUACGUUUACGGAUACCGUUCUGGGGAUCUGGGGAACGGCUAUUCGCCACUUAGUGAAUUAGUAACUGCAUCUACUGAAUAAAAGUUUCGGUAC